Teleopsis dalmanni is the source of this 4230-nucleotide messenger RNA. Its product is annotated as serine-rich adhesin for platelets-like. The coding region runs from base 1 to 4230 and encodes 1409 amino acids. Gene Ontology annotation, biological process: heterophilic cell-cell adhesion; establishment or maintenance of epithelial cell apical/basal polarity. The record is from RefSeq and is a predicted model, not a curated record. Lineage: Eukaryota; Metazoa; Arthropoda; Insecta; Diptera; Diopsidae. Gene Ontology annotation, molecular function: calcium ion binding. The transcript is spliced from 10 exons. Gene Ontology annotation, cellular component: plasma membrane; protein-containing complex.
AUGUUUUUAAAAGUACCAGAAAUAAAUGUUUUAGUGUAUAUUUGCGGGCUGCUAUGCCUUGAAAUUUCUGGGCACGUAAGUGGCGUUGCAAAUACGCAAAGCAAACAAACUGCUGCACCAACAGCAACUGAAAAAAGAUACGUGACUGCAUUUGCAGCAUUAGAAACAGGAACGGAAUUCGAUGUGAAAGCAAAGGUGCCUGCAAGUACAAGUUCGCCAGCAGCAACAUCAAACACUGGUUCCAUGCGAGCAACUGAAGCGGAAGCAACAACGAAGCGUUUUGAGGAAACAAAGAUAAAGGAUAUGCAUUCAAAUUUGGCAAAUUUAUCAAAUGCACAGUCGGCAAACUUCCUUCACAACAGCAACAUCACCAAAAAUAAGAACAUGCACAGUGCUGUUUGGGGGAAAACAAUAAAACUGGACAGUAAAUCGAUUGAAAUUAGUACUACCAACCAGCAACAGAGCAAUAGAAGACUGCAACAGAGUGUGGGCAACCGCAAGACUUUUACACGUGCAACAAGCCCAGUUGUGGAACCAAUAAAACGUAGCACAGCAAACCAUACAGCUUACAAGCAACAUGCCACCAACUUGCCCAAGAAUGAAUAUGUGCAUGUAUCAGGGUCUACUGAAAUUGUAAAGAGUGCUGAGUUCAAGCAACCGUCAAGUGCAGAAAGUUUUUUUGUACAUCCUAACACUGAACAAAUGAAGCAUUUAACAGUGCAACAGGAAAUGCUGCAGUAUACUGAACCCAACAACGUGAUUACACCAAGGAACAGUAAUCAAAGAAACAAUUAUAACAAUAACAACAAUAGCAAAAAUGCCGUCAGCAAUAUGGCGAAUUUGACAAGUGCUACAGCCGCGACAGCAACACAGCUGACGGAACGGAAGGUUGCUCGUAAUAAAGAAAAGCCCCAUAUGCCCCAUAUGCAGCAAAAGUCAGUAAAAUUUGGUAAUUUGAAAAAAGAAUCUGAUUUUCAAGUAGCAACAGCAACAGCAACAGCAGCAGCAGCAGCAGCAGCAGCAACAAAAAUUGCAUACAAGAAUGUACCAACUUAUUUUUUAAGUGAAGAACGAAACACUGUUGCGAUGCAUCAGAAGAAUCACAUCCUCGAAACUCAAACUAACGACAACACAACUUUGGCUCAGCAAAUACAUGAGCCUCUUAGUGCACGGAAUAUAAAUAAGAGCAACGUCAACUUGGGCUUAGGGCAGUCGCACAAAAAAGUUGUUGCUUUAGUUGGUACAGAAGAUUUCAUGGAGCGACGUGUUAAAAAAAGUUUUCCCAAGCCAGUGCAACGGCACCGUGAAGCUAGCGACGUUAUGUCCUUGCCACACAUUGAUUUCGCCAAUACAAAAUUCAAAAUUGAUACACGCAACUUACUGCAAGCGCAAUUUACACUAACCACCAACAGAAGCAACAUUCCUGUCGACAGUGUCGCUGUAGCUGGCACUCAAGUUGCUGCAGCUGCUCAUAAAAAUGUUGUACGAAUAACAAAAGUUCAACCGGAAUUUUCCACAACAAAAUUUUACAACAACAAAGAGUUCCAGAAUGAAAUGUUGCAACGCAAAAAGGAACAAGAAGAAGAACUGCAAUUGCAGCGGCAGCGGCAGCGGCAGCUUCGGCAAAGGCACUACGAUAUAGAGCAAGGUACGCUAAUUGCUGCCGCAUAUAACAUUACAAGCAAUAGCAGUAAUACCGAAGGUAUUAUCAGCAACAGAAACCCGCUUACGAACAAUAUUACCAGCAAUAUAGCAACUGCAGUAUCGAAUCAACAACACAAAGUUUUAAAAAAUACAAAAGACUUUGACAAGCAAAUGCAUUUAACUAUUAAGAUGCCAGCAAGUAUUGAGCUUAAAGUACCAACUACAACAGCAAAGGAUGCAACCAACACAACACACACAACCCACACAACACACACAACCAGCACAACAAUAAGAACUACAGUAGUUGGAAAUGAUGAAUAUAAACUAAGGGAAACAUUAGUAGCAACAUAUUUAAAUAAAAAUCAUAGGGAAGUGAAACGCGCCAAACAACAAACAAAUUUUAUCCGACAUAAAGGUACACCAGCUAUUAUUACUCCUACUUCGAUUCCUAAUCAGAUUCCAGCUGCUGCCGCCACUACUACAACGAGAACUGCAACUGUACAGAUAUCAACUGAAGCCAAACUUAAUGCGAGCAACACAACAAAAAUCAACAGUACCAGCACCAGCACCAACACCAACACCCGUACCCGUACCAGUACCAGUACCAGUAGCGGCAACAGUAACACUACCAAUAAUAGUAGUAAACACAGCAACAUACAAGCAAUAAUCGCACCAUCUAUUACUACAGCUGACACUAACACUUCGACUACUGCGCCAACCACUGCAAGCAAUACUCUAACCAUUCCUGUUGUUAAUGUCCUCAAUAAAUCUUCUGCUAGAAUUGCCACAAUCAAUUGGCGUCCCACAUUUACUGCUACCGCAACGCCAUUGCCGUCUAUAUCAAUUGAAUCAGUUAAUGCCACUAUUACUACUACUUCUACUACAACAACUAGCACUACUUCUGCUUCUUCUACCUCUACUGGAUUUGCUGCUGGUUUUAAUGGCGCUGCUGCUCCUGAUACUACUCAUACAAUUUCGAGAACUGCUAUUACUGGUGACACAUUAUCUUACGCAGCUUAUCUGACAAAAUCAACAUCAAAGCCAAUUGCACACCCACGUCUCCUCAAUCGUUUACAGGAGAAAAUCAAUUCCUUGGAAUGCGAAAUACAAAAUGUGACACAGGACUCCCAUCUGUGGCGUGGCAAUGAGACGCAUGAAUUGUUAUUGCCGUUUGCCUCUCCAGAAAGCUGUGAAAUCGAGCACAAAUGUUCCGGCGUGUCCUGGAGUGCCGAAGCAGAAAUACAAUCUGGUGACAUUAUAAUUGUGGAAAUAAACGAUACGACUUUAAUUCAAAAGACAAGCAAACUGAGCUACGAGUACACAUACAUUAUUCACAAUAUUUUAGUUUAUCAAGUCACGCGUGCUGGUCACGACCACUGUGAUGUGACUGAAGGAAUACUUAUGGAUAUAACGCCUCUCGUAGUCGAUGGUAGAAAAUUUCUCACACUAUAUGAUAAAGAUCUAACGGAAGGGGUUAAUUUAUUAAUUGUGGUCUCGGAAAAUUGGGGCAAGAAUUGUGUGCGCUUGAAAGUAACCACGAAAAUUGAUAACUGUGGGGAGGAUGCUGAUUGUUCUGGUAAAGGAAUAUGUUAUUCCAAUGCAGUUAUGGAGGAGUAUGAGUGUCAAUGUUGUACUGGUUUUACGGGCCCGCAUUGUGAGGAAAUUGAUGCUUGCACACCAAAUCCUUGUAUAAAUAAUGGCAUUUGUAUAGACAUAUCGCAAGGGCAUGAAGGAGGUGCCUAUCAAUGUCUAUGUCCAUAUGGAUAUAUAGGCAAAAAUUGCCAAUUUGAAGCGGAUCCAUGUAAUCCAGCUGAAUGUUUGAAUGGUGGCACUUGUCUAGGCAAUUCCACACACUUUCGUUGUGAUUGUAAACCUGGUUUCACUGGACUCUUCUGUCAGCAUAGCAUGAACUUUUGCGAGUCUUCACCGUGCAUGCAUGGCAUAUGUGUGGAUCAUGAGCAUGGUUUCCGUUGCUUCUGCCAACCAGGUUUUGCUGGCGAGUUGUGUAGUUACGAAUAUAAUGAAUGUGAAUCAAAUCCUUGCCAGAAUGGAGCCGAAUGCGUAGAUUACAUAGGCCGCUAUGGGUGUAAUUGUGCUAAGGGGUAUACAGGAACCCGUUGUCAAGUAAAGGUGGACUUAUGUGCAGACACACCAUGUGCACCCGGAUUACUGUGUGUGGAUAAUGGCGGGAAUUAUAGUUGUGUGUGUCCGAAGGGGGAAUUGGAUUGCAAAGAAGCACAAAGAACGCAAUGCAGCGAAAAUAUGUGCACACAUGGUGGUACUUGCUGGCUGAGUGGUGCAACUUUUUAUUGCGCUUGUCGUCCUGGUUACACUGGCAUCAAGUGUGAAGACGAAUUCGUAGUUGAAACCGUCGUCAGCACCGAUGAGUUUAUGGUCGAUGAUACACACAUCAACAACUAUAAUGACAAAAGUUUCGAGAUUGCCGAACAAAAUUCACUGAGGCUCAAGGACUCCGCAGAUUUACAACACAUGAUUUAUUUGGUAGCAGCAGCUUUUGCGACAACAAUUUUAAGUGUUUGCAUUGUGGCAAGUAUUGAAAUCCAUAGACGAUUUAUAUAUAGUUAA